Molecule: messenger RNA, 399 nt
Organism: Coprinopsis cinerea okayama7#130
Lineage: Eukaryota; Fungi; Basidiomycota; Agaricomycetes; Agaricales; Psathyrellaceae
Exons: 4
Coding region: 1-399 (132 amino acids)
Source: RefSeq, a predicted model, not a curated record
AUGGUUGAAGGUCUACAGUCCGGGAGGGUUUACAAGAUCUCGAAUAAACGCUUCGGCGGUGCAAUCGAGUUGGAAGUUGGGGUCACGAAUGAUACCACGCUCAAUGACUUCACUGGCUUAGCGUCUCAGCACUGGAGGGUCACCAUCACCAACGGACUCUGUUCCUUCUUCAACGUCGCAAGUGAGCGAUAUCUGGGCUUGAAGCAAUCAAGGAGCACUGCAGCACUCAGCGAUGGCGUCCAACUCGUUGGUACGGCGGAUGAAUUCCUCUGGGAAGUCACCCGGACAGGGACGGUCUAUCGGCUAUCCGUUCCAUACACCAACUACGUACUGGACGCCGACACGUACGGGACUCUUCCUGGAAUCAAGCUCCAGCUGUACCAGAGGUGGACAGACUAG